UUUUCUACACCAUUACUCUUAUCCACUAACAUUGUCUAAACUCAAAAACCUUUGUUCAAUUUCAACUUUUUGCACCACGCAGUUCUCGACACAAAGGUGUUGUUGGUUCCUCAAAACCAACACAACCAAUCAAAGAAACUAAAAGCCAUGGCAUGUUCUUCAUUCACAUUUGCCAAUCCAUCAUCAAUUCCAAGACCGAGAAAUUCAUUACUUUCUUCUUCUCUAAGCCCGAGAGCCAUGGCCAAAGAGCUUUACUUCAACCACGACGGUUCGGCCAUGAAGAAGCUGUUGGCAGGAGUGGACAUGGUGGCUGAGCUGCUUGGUGUGACAUUGGGUCCAAAGGGGAGAAAUGUUGUGCUGCCAAAUAAGUAUGGACCACCCAAGAUUGUAAAUGAUGGAGAAACUGUUCUCAAAGAGAUUGAAUUGGAAGAUCCGUUGGAAAAUGUUGGAGUUAAAUUGGUGAGACAAGCUGGUGCUAAAACCAACGACCAAGCUGGUGAUGGCUCAACUACAUCUGUUGUUCUUGCUCAUGGCUUAAUCAGAGAGGGGGCAAAGGUUAUUGCAGCUGGAAUGAAUCCUGUUCAAAUUGCUCGUGGCAUUGAGAAGACAGCAACAGCGCUUGUUUCUGAACUCAGAUUGAUGUCAAGAGAAGUUGAGGAUCAUGAGCUUGCAGAUGUUGCUGCAGUCAGUGCUGGGAAUGAUUAUUCAGUUGGAAACAUGAUUUCCGAGGCUCUGCACCAAGUAGGCAGAAGCGGAGUAGUGACAAUUGAAACCGGAAGGAGUACCGAGAAUAGUCUUGAGAUUGUGGAAGGAAUGCAAUUUGAUCGCGGAUAUCUGUCCCCAUACUUUGUCAACAAUAGAAGAAAGAUGACAGUUGAACUCCACAACUGCAAGUUGCUUUUGGUCGACAAGAAAAUCACAAAAACAAAGGAGUUGAUCAACAUAUUGAACAAUUCUGCGAAAGAAAAAUAUCCAGUUUUGAUAGUUGCAGAGGGCAUUGAGCAAGAAGCUCUAGCUCCAGUCAUUAAAAAUAAACUUCGGGGUGCUCUUAAGGUAGCUGCCAUUAAGGCUCCUGCCUUCGGUGAACGCAAGACCCAUUACUUGGAAGAUAUUGCCAUCUUGACUGGAGGUACUGUAAUCAGAGAAGAUAUGGGUUUCAACCUAGAAAAGGCUCACAAGAAUGAUCUGGGUUCUGCUACUAAGGUUGUCAUAACAAAGAAUUCUACCUUAAUAGUUACUGAUGGGAGUACUCGAGAAGCUGUUGAGAAGAGGGUUUGCCAACUUAGGAGGCUUGUUGAGAAUACAGUGGAAAAUUUCCAAAAAAAGAUAUUGAAUGAAAGGAUAGCAAGAUUAUCUGGGGGCAUUGCCAUUCUUCAGGUAGGAGCACAAACACAGGUAGAACUGAAGGAUAAACAGUUAAGAAUAGAAGAUGCUCUAAAUGCAACAAAGGCCGCAAUCGAGGAAGGUGUAGUAGUUGGUGGUGGCUGUUGCCUUUUAAGACUAUCCCAAAAGGUGGAUGGCAUAAAAAAACUCCUGGAAAAUGAAGAACAACAGAUUGGAGCUGAAAUCUUCAGGAGAGCAUUGAGCUAUCCUACAAGAAUGAUAGCAAAGAAUGCUGGUGUAAAUGGCAAUGUCAUCAUAGAUAAGGUUUUAUCAGACGAUAACCUGAAUUUUGGUUACAAUGCUGCUAGAGACUGUUAUGAGGAUCUCAUGAAGGCUGGGAUCAUGGAUCCAACUAAGGUAGUUAGGUGUUGUAUAGAGCAUUCAGCUUCUGUGGCCAAGGCAUUUCUAACAUCUAGUGCGGUUGUGGUUGAGCGCAAGGAAUUAAAGCCCAUACCAAUACCACGAAGAAAGCCCAUGCCCACCUCAGGUAAUGAAUUAGAUUCAUUACCAAUACCACGUAGAAAGCCCAUGCCCAUGCCCAUGCCCAUGGCUACACCAGGUUUAGGACCAAUGGGCUUUUAAAAAGGAAAUUUGUACAGUUCAAUUCAGCUUUUUGUUCAAGGGUUCAGUGUGAUCAAUCAAGAAGCACUAGAAAUUCACAUACGUAUACUUUGUAUAGAUGGUGGCAUUGAUCUAUCCUAGGAACCACAAAUGAAGUGAAUCAAAAAUUCAAAAUGAAACUGUAUGUGACUAAGUGAAGCCGUGAAGGACAAGGGGAAGCACUGAACAUGUAUGCAGUGGAAGGAAAUUUUUUGUCACAUUCAGACAGUGACUACAGUGUCCUAUUCAUUUUAUUUUUGGUACAGAUGGUGGAUAUUAAAAAAAAAUCUUUUAAUUGUUGGAGGGAAUGUAAAACUUGUCAUCCUAUGUUAAAGUGUAUUACAUAUAAAGCAAUUUAAAGGAAUUAUGAAUCACAUCAGUUUAUAAAUCUAAUACAUUUUGGGGUCUUCA
Molecule: messenger RNA, 2394 nt
Organism: Glycine soja
Lineage: Eukaryota; Viridiplantae; Streptophyta; Magnoliopsida; Fabales; Fabaceae
Product: ruBisCO large subunit-binding protein subunit beta, chloroplastic-like
Exons: 14
Coding region: 148-1965 (605 amino acids)
Biological process (GO): protein refolding
Cellular component (GO): chloroplast stroma
Molecular function (GO): ATP-dependent protein folding chaperone; ATP binding
Source: RefSeq, a predicted model, not a curated record